Molecule: messenger RNA, 8459 nt
Organism: Daphnia pulex (common water flea)
Lineage: Eukaryota; Metazoa; Arthropoda; Branchiopoda; Diplostraca; Daphniidae
Exons: 14
Coding region: 340-8040 (2566 amino acids)
Biological process (GO): DNA-templated transcription
Cellular component (GO): nucleus
Molecular function (GO): protein binding; zinc ion binding; nucleic acid binding
Source: RefSeq, a predicted model, not a curated record
UUAAAUUACCCGUUUUUCUUUUUAGCAUUUUAUGCUUUCUUCUAAAUUUUUAUUAAUUUUUCAAAUUAAUUUGAAUCGAUUUAAAUUUAAAACAACUAACUGGCAACUCCUUUGUGUACUAGACACGCGGUAAGCUUUUGUCGUCAGUUCAGCGUCUUCUCUUCAGAAGAUUUUAAAAUCUCGAGUUGUGAAAUUGUGAAACCUGUUCGUUAUAGACAUCUGUUUUGCGUUUAAAUGGAAAGUUGAAAAUUUCAACGUUUCUAUAAGUUGUCUAGUCCGGUGAUGAAUCAACGUUUUGGACGCUUGGUUUAAUUUUUCAGGCUUUUUAAUGAAAAAAACAUGAGUGAUCAUGAGAACAAGAACAUGCAGAUAGCUUCAACAAACUUAUGUGCUGUAAACUCGAAAAAUGAUGGCUUCAUCCAAAGGGAACAUUUAUCUGAUGUUCUGGAUUUUGAAAAUCAAAGGAAAUCAAUCGACUUUGCAUGGGGAUCAGAAGUGUGUUCAGAGAACACUUCUCUGAAGUCAUUUAAAAUUAAAGAACUCCAAGAAAGCUUUCCGAUUCCAGUUUCAAGACAGAAUAUCGGAAUCCUGAAAGAGAUUUCAGAAUGCAGGUUGUCCUCAAGGCAUAUUUGGGAAAUUGAUGCUUCGAAAAUAUGUGAUUCGACUUUUGAAGAUUUCAAUUUAUCCUAUUUGGUGGUCCAAAAUCUUCAACUUCCUGAAGAGAUGAAAGUCACUGCAAAGUGUACCAAAUUGGUCUUGUAUGAUGGCAAGACAUGCUUUAUUCACAACUUGAGUUCCUGUUGGAUUGAAGGAAAGUUUGGUACUGCAACCCUUCAAUUACCUGUUGAAGGAGGGCAUGAAGGUGGCAGUUUAAAUGUUCAGUAUGGAGAAAGAAAGAAAAGGUUGGAGAGCCACAAAAAUAGCGACGCAGUUUUCUACCUGUCUGCUUUUUUCGACAGCUGCGAGCAUUUUAUUGAGCCGGUUUUACAAGGUUACAAGUUAGUCCUGGUUUAUGAUCUUCUCUGGACAAACGUAAAGACGGGGAUUCCAAAGGAUUUUCCAGUUUUCCUCGGGGCGAUUAAAAAAAUCAAAGAAUCGCUUGAACCUUGGCUUCGGAAUCAGUUCUUGGAAUCAAAAACCGAAAAUGAAAAUGGAGAAAAUUCAAAAGAAGGAUUGGAAACUCCAACUACUACUUCCGAAAUUCAUCGCGACUCUUCUGAAGUUAAAAACCAUCUGGAAAAACGGCAAGAUUCUGUAAUUGCAGAGAGAACCUUAACAGAAAAUGUCUUUCUCUUCGUUCUUCAAGAAAGCUAUGACGAACAAAUUCUUUCAUUUGAGCUACUUCGUGGACAGGAUCGCGUCUUCGCUGAUCUUCUGCUAAAUUGUGAUUUUCUUGACGUUCACCUAGCAAUGGCAUCACAGUCAAGUUCGACGAACAUCAAUGGGAAAGCCGAAGUAAUAGAAGUUACACGUGUAAUUGAUUCCGACGACGUGAUUAGAAAUUUGAGCAUCCAGUUGAAGUGGGAACAGAACGUUGUUGGACUUAUUCAGUCAGAUCAAGAGAGGAAGUUGUCCAAUGAAAAAUCCGAGAAAGAUAUUUCCAAAAGUGGCAAGAUAAAUUUGCCUUGCGGUGUUUUACUGAUUUGGCCCAAGCAUCAUUCAGUUCAAAUGUAUUGCCGUUAUGGCCUUCAUUCAUUUUUGAUCCGAAUGAGUAAAUCUUUGACGUCACUUGCCAAGUGGAAAGACCAUACCCGAACCGAAACCAUAGGUGAUUUAAGCCAGUUAAUUUCGUAUUGUUGCGCAGAACCUCGAAAAGUAUGGACGAAAUCGGGGAUGAAGAAAGGUGAAUUGACACUGAAAUUGCUCCAUUUCUGCAUCACCUUGCGUGCCUCUGAAAAGGGUCUUGAUUUAUUGAAAAUUCUGAGUUCUAAUUUUGAUGGAGAUUCUCAAGAUACAGAGAUGUUUGAAGGAAUUCAAACAGAAGCUGUUGCGCAGGCAAUUGCUUAUUUUGAACGUAAAGUCUGCGAUUGGAAUAAGAUCGCCGAACUGAUAAAGGCGAUGGUUACACCCAGCAGAAUAGUCAUGCAACUGAUUCCUAUUACGAAGUUGGCAAAAUUCUUUCUAGACUUCGGCUGUAUCGAAGGAGCCAAAACAGUGGGCGACUGUAUCUUGUCCUGGUUCAACGAAAUGGAUCCGAGCCUUGCUUGGAAGUCAAAAUAUUGUGACGUAGAAGCUUUUCUUAAAUUGUUUGUGGCAUUGCAGUCCAAUCCUGAGACCUCCAAUCGAACGAGAACAGCAUCGUUCCUUCUCUUCUUCUCCAAGCUACGACCGUUCCUGCAGUUCCAUUUAUUGCUUAAUUUCGAAUCACAGCACGGAUCGCGUUUGAAUUCAAUUCAAUCCUGGCAAUUCGUCUAUCGGGAUGCUUGCGAAAUUUUUUCUUUUGCAUCUAACACGAAGAUGCCGCCCAUCAAGUGUAUGGCUGUCGACUUUAUGAAAGCAAUUGAAGUCUGGAUAUUGGAAUUGACCGAAGAAGCUGUGCUGCGUCCCGAACUACAAGAGUCCCUCGAACCAGAAGUUGUCAUCACCGAUCCAGUUCUCGAGCAAUCGGCUGCUGCGUCGGUGUCCCAAAAGUCGGAUAUUCCGCCAGUUGUAUUGAAUCCUGGAAAUAAUUUCGAAAAAACCGAUUGGACUACUGCAGCAGAUGAGUGGGCUUCAACAUCGUCGACUCAGAUCGCAGCUGCAACACCGGUGGCAGGAGUAAAAGCUAGGACAUUCAGUACUGAUGAUUGGAGUGGAACAUCAGACUCUCUGACGACGGAUUCAAAAAGAAAGGAAUUGGCGCCACGUUCCUGCGCCCCAAUUUCGACUGAUGAUUGGGAUGCUUGUGCUGAUGCUUGGACAUCUAGUGGCAAAAUAUCCGGAACCGUGAAUAAAGCAAUACCGAACGAUGACCAAUCUAGUUGGGACGCACCUCGCAAAAUGCCAGCGUCAAGUAAUAGCAAUACGACCUCUGACGACUGGAAUUCUUGGUCUUCGACUGCUCCUAAACCCAAAUUAGUUACUCCCAGUGGAAAUGCCGACUGGUCUUCUGCAGAUGCUUGGGGAUCAACGAAUGACACAUCUAAAGGAAGUAGCCAAUCCGACGCAUGGGGAAACGCUGAAUCGACUAAAAGUUCCUGGACUGGUGGCUAUAACGCUUCAAGAGGUGGUGACCGAAAGCCAUUGCGCCCUUGCUUUAAGUGCAAUGAAGAAGGUCAUAUGUCCUAUAAUUGUCCAACUGAUCCCAAUCGUGGAAGAGGGGGCGGAAGAGGUGGAGGAAGAGGUGGUGGAAGCACACGUACUUGCUACAAAUGUAAUGAAGAAGGACACUUAUCUUAUAAUUGUCCAACUGGCCCGACUCGAGGAAGAGGUGGCGGAAGAGGUGGUGGUGGUGGAAGCACACGUCCUUGCUUUAAAUGCAACCAAGAAGGGCAUUUCACUUACAAUUGUCCUAAUCCUUCAACUGGCGGAAGAGGUGCAAGAAAUUCUCCUGCAUCCAGUUACGGUGCACCUAGUUCCUCGGCAUUUGACGAUUGGGGAACAUUAACAGUCACACCAGAUACAAAAUCCUCGAGUUUUGACUCUGGUGAAAAGAAGAAUGAUUGGGGAUCAGCUUCAAACAAAGUCAGCAGUCCAUGGGCCACCGGUGCUAACGCUGCUCCAAGAGGUGCGAGAAAUACUCCAAGAUCCAGUUAUAAUGCACCCAUUGGUAACAGUCAACCUGUAUUGGACGAUUGGGGUAUCUCGAGCAAUUCAUCUGCUGCACCGCCUGUUACAACAGUUGCUAGUAGUUCAACUGCUGGUAUUCCUGCGACCGAUGAUUGGGGAUCAGCUGCCGAUGCCUGGUCAUCUGUUAAAACCACGAAAUCUACGACACCACAAGGAAAUAGUACCGCUGCAAAUUCUGGAGUUGAUGAUUGGGGAUCAGCUGCUGAUGCGAUUACUUCUGUUAAAUCGACAAAAUCCACCCAACCAUCCGGAAAUAGUACCGCUGCAAGUUCUGGAGUUGAUGAUUGGGGAUCAGCUGCUGAUGCAAUGUCUUCUGUUAAAUCGAAAAAAUCCACCCAACAAUCCGGAAAUAGUACCGCUGCAAAUUCUGGAGUUGAUGAUUGGGGUUUAGCUGCCGAUGCGAUGUCUUCUGUUAAAACGGCAAAAUCCACCCCACGGUCCGAAAAUAACAGUGCUGUAAAAUCCGGCGGAGAUGACUGGGGAGCGGAAGCUAAUAGCUGGAAUAAUCUUCCCUCUAGGUCUAAUCCUGUUCGUGUUCCUAACAAUAAUUCUACGUUUUCCCGAUCUGGACCAAUCGCAAUUGUGAAAUCUGCUGAAGAUGAUUGGGGAGUAGCUGCUGAUGUCAGUAAACGUGGUUCAGUUUCCAACGCUAACACAAUGACAAUCAUCCCUCAAAUGGAUGAGUGGAGUGAUUCUGGAGCAGGAAAGGGGAAUGAUCCUAAUUUCAUGAGAAAUAGUCAAGAGUUAAGCCAAUCAAGAAUGAAUCCAGUUCCUUGGACUGGGACAAUAAAUCAUGGACGUAGGAGUUUCAAUGCCGACAUGAAAAGUUUGGACGUCAACGCCCCUUCUGUUCUUGCUGACUUGGAAAUGCCCAAAUCAAUGACAGUUGUGGGCACUAUCGAACCCGAAAAAAUUUGGCCUUACUUGCGGAGAGUGAGCGAAACGGUCAACGAAAGAAUUGGUGUUUUCCAAUUUACUCCAGCUACAAAUGCUGAUAUGGAAGGUUACAAAUUCUUCUACGAUGAAUUAAACGGCAUGAACUGGUUUGUCGUUAUUGCUGGCACUCCAGAUUCAAAACUUCCUUGGAUUUUCAAAGACUUUUAUGUCCUCCCAUUGGGCAAGGCGAGUCCCAUACCUUCGGAGUUGACCUCGUUUACGAAAAAAUCCUUUGUGGAAAACCGCAAGUCAGAUUUUUUAUUGGGCGUUGUGGUGUUCCGAGCUCCGCGUCCUGUGGAUCAUCCCAGUUUUAAUGCUUCAUUGCCGGAAAAGAAAGCAGUUUGCGUUACCCAAAGUGAUGCAGAAUCGGAAAGCAUCAGAAUUCAAGAAACUCCAAAUUCAGAAUCCACUCUAGUUGCUUCAGCCCAGCCCCCCACUCGUAUGACAGCUAUUCGACAGAAGCUACAGCAAGACAUCCUCAGUGUUGACCCCGUCAAAGCUAAAAUUCAGUCAAACUCUUCCCAACUGAAGUCUUCCUUACCAAGGCCUCCGUCUGUUGCUAAAUCAAUUCCAGUAGUUUCAUGUCCGGCGAUAGCGGAAUCCAAUGAAGACAAUACGCCUGUCAAAACGACGCCCGCUAUACCCUUCAAUCCAGGGAAGCCUCCAGUCGACGGAGAGAUGUUGAUGCAAAAAGCCAUAUUAGAGGAACUGAACCGUCAAAUUGGAGCUACGAAGCACGGAAAGUCGACAGAAGCGACAGAGUCUGUUUCGUCGGUUGCAGUAUCCAGCCUUGAACCUUCCUCUUCAAGUGGACCAUCAACUCGAUCGAAAUCUAAAAGAAAACCCGUACCGGAAGAAAGUCCCGCAUCUAAACGGUCCAAAAACGUGGUCUCAUCGAAGGAGCUGAAUCUCUCCUUUACGUCUAAGCAGAAGGGAAAAUUGGAAACUGAAGGCGUGCAGCGAAAGGCCCACAUCAAUUCGAGAAAGAGUAGGAGCCCGAGUACGUCUGAAAGAAGACCAUGUUUCGUGGACGGGUGCAGUAGUGAUGCGCUAACAAAUAGUGUUUACUGUAGCGAGGAAUGUAUUGCUAACCAUGUGCGAGAUUCACUCCACGCAAUGAGUGAGAAGAUGAAAUCGUCUCAGUUACAAGAUCCGCAAAGCCCCAUUAAUUCGAUGACACCUCCCAGCACCUCUUCUGAUGAGUCGUGGAAAGACUCGGUCGACUACUCCAUGUUGAUGAGUCAACCAACGCCGGCGUUAGCUUCCAAACUAUUGGAAAUUACUCAAAGAAGAAAAUCCUUGUCAUCGGGUGGAGCUAGUAAACCAUCAAACUUGGCAGACGAUACCCCAGUCCCAGUUAUGGAGACAAAGACGGGCAAAGUUUUGUGUGGCCAGUCUGCUCCCACAGUAGCUAAUGUGGAGCAAUGGCUCAAAGACAAUGCUACGUAUACAAUCGCGAAACAAGAAUCUCUACCGGCAUCUGUAGCGGCUUCAUCCUUGAAAGUUGCUUGUUCGAAGCCCUCGCCGGUUCACACAUCGUCAACGUCAUUAAUAUCCUUGAAGUCUAAAGCGGAAAGCUCAAAGAAGCCAAGCAAUAUAUCUUCAUCCAAAUCAAAGAUGACUCGAAAAAGAUCCAUCGAGACAAACAACGAAGAAGAGACUCCAACUAAAAUGGCAAAAUCUGACCCUGAGGCUACCAGGUCCAUUUCGAGAAGCUCGUUGAAAGAGGCCCUGUGGAGUCGCUGUAAAGAAGCAAAUGAUGUGGAGACGGAAGAAGCCAUUGUCGAGCAAGUUGCUAAGGAGAUAGAAGAAUCGCUCUUUUCCCUCUACAAGCAUGAUGUUGGCUCCAAGUAUAAGAACAAAUACCGGUCUUUGAUUUUUAACAUCAAAGACCCGAAAAAUCCGGGAUUGUUUCGGAAAAUAAUUACAAAGCAGCUGCUGCCUGAUGAAUUGGUCAAGAUGUCAACCGAAGACCUGGCUAACAAGGAUUUGGCCGAAUGGCGCGAAAAAGAAGCCAAGCAUCAACUGGACUUGAUCGAGAAGAAUGAGCAGGAAAAUAUGGGCCUUGCUAAUAGAUACCUCAUUAAGACUCAUAAAGGCGAAGAGGUUAUCGAGGAUAUCUACAAGGAAAUAGAUGAUCGAGAAGAAAUUUCAUCGAAAAUGAAUAUUGCCUCAUCUCCAACACCCGAAUGUAUUAAAGAUACGACUCCGGUAUUCAAAUCACGAAGACUUGACCGCUCUCGAAAUGGUUCCAGUCAUCCGAUCAAGGAGAACGAUCAGAAUAAUUCAGCUAGUUCUCGUUCCGCUCGCGAAAAAAGUGAUAAAGUGAGUUCGAGGAGCUCUAAAAGUUCUCGUUGUGAUUCCGAUUCCAGCAGCAAACGCUCCGGUAAUCGUAGUGAUCGCGACAAGAAAGCAGAUGCCAAGGAGCGCGAUCAUCAUCGUUCAUCGAGGAGUAGAAGUAAACCUCACAAGACCAACUCGGAUAGACAUGAGAAGCGAGAAAAAAAGAGGCAAGACGUCAUUCCGGAACCAGCCAAAUCGAGCGACAUUAAAAAAGCUGUUGGCGUUGCUGAAUUGUAUGAUCCCAGUCACCCGCUCAAUUCGGAUGACGAAGUUCACAUUUCAGUGGCUGCCAAAGAUGAGCUUUUGUUGAAGCAGCAGAAGAAGUUGUCGAAGCAUCAGGCAAUGUUAGAUGCAAUAACUUCUGUCGUUGUCUCGCUUCCGGAAUCGGGAGAUAACGCAGUAUCUGCCGAAUUAUUACUUGGAAAAAGGGGUCGACAAUACCGUCUGCUUACUGAUUACAGUGAUGAUGAGAAUGACGAAGAAAAGAAGCACGACGGAAUUGUGGUGUUAGGCGUAGACAAAAAUCCGCUUCAAGAUCUUGAGAUGGAAAGUGAUCUGUCUGCCACAAGUGUGGGAUGCAGGACCAGCAGUUUCCCAGUCGGAGAUGAAGAGCAUUCGUUCUGCAGUCCAGGCAAACUACUCAUUGCUGAAGACGAAGAAUCCAUUUUAGACUUCGAUGAGCAGAUAAUUAAGGAGCAAAACGUCAUUGAAGAACUGAACUCCAAUCUAACGUCAUUUAUCGUGAAUAAUUUGCACAUUCAAUCUCACGAUGCCGACCUGGAUGCAAGCGCAUCUUCGGAAAUAGUUACAAGUGAAGUGAAUGAAUCUGGUGUGCAUGGAUCAGUAGAUCCUUCCACGUCCUCUGCAAUAAGUUGCAUGAACAUUAGCAGUGUGAGCUCAUCAGCCGAUCCGGUCUUUGAUCAAUCUACACAGUCAACAUCUUCCGGCCAUUUGGAGGAUCCCGUUUCUACAGCGGAACAUGAAGAACAUUAGCAGGUUGUUAGUGUAAUGGAAACAAAGAAAUUUUUUAAGUAAACAGUAAAUUCAUUUUCUGCCCAAGUUAUCUUAGGCUGUUGCUCUUGAAUGUAAUAAUUGUGAAAUUGUGUGCGCUAACUUGUUGGUUUCUGUUUUGUGUUGAUGUCGAAACAUGGUUCUAAGGUUAAGGUUUAUUCUAAUUAUCCCUUAACUUACUAUGUUAUUUUACUCUUAUUUGUCAGAAAACAAAGAAAAAAAUUAGGAAUGCUUUAUGCACGAUUUUACGUUCAAAUUCCCGUACCAAAUCCAUUUUGUUUUUAAACUCUUAUUAUUUAUCUUAAACUGUGCCUUCUUUUCUCUUCGAAAUGACACGGUUAAAGUUGACUGUGGCAUUUUCAUGCAACUUGACCACCGUCCAAUACACGGAAUGUAGCUAA